UGCUAUCUUGCUGACAGGCGAGAAGAAGAGCAGACGCAGAGGUGUUUUGGUGAAAGUUGAGCGGUUUUCUGCACUAAAAUAUAACAAAAAACAGCUCCCUGGAUGAGAAACACCCUCAAGUGGCUAAUCCUUUGUGGUUUAUGCUUAAUGUGAACAUUUCCAGCCAUUCUAAAUCAUGACAGAAGUGCACAGAUAUUAGCCAUCCCACAGUAGUCAAUCUACGGCACACCAGGCUUUCGGCUUGCAAUGGACUCCCUCAACACCCUCUCCAACUUUGAGUCAGAGAUGGAGUCGGAUGGUCAGGGCAGUUACUCUCUCUUCCCGGCGCUGGACAACAUGGCCGGUCUGUCAGGGACGUCCGAAACACUUGAAACGGAACCAUCUGGAGAAGUCACAGACAAACCGAACCUCACAUGGCUCGAUGCUGCCCAGAUUGUCCUGGAAGAGGCAGGACGUCCCAUGCACAUCAAAGAGAUCAAGCAGAGGAUCAUUGAUCGGGGAUUAGUGCAAUCCAAUGCAAAGUCGAGCCUUGAGGCUGUGAUGUACCGUGAGACACAGAAAGGGAGCAGGCGCUUCAAGAGGAUUGAGAACAGAAAUGGAGUCUUUGCCCUCUUGACCGAUGAGGAGAGACAGCAGGCUCUGCAGGCGUUCUCUGCCCAGACGGCCUUUUCAAGUUCAGGCUCAUCUCUGCCGUCUGACCCUUCUCCUCACGGCCACUCGGAGCUCAGGCCAAAAGUCAAGAAGGUUCUCCGCAAGAACCAGAAUGAGAAGUACAGGCUCAAGUACCUCCGUCUGCGCAAGGCUGCUCGCGCCAUGAUCUUUGAAAACGCAGCCCUGUGCGAUGAAGUUGCUCACUUGGAGGAGAAGUUUGUUCGGGCGAAAGAGGAGAGGAGGUUUUUACUGAAGACUCUACUGCAGUACCAGUCUCUGGCUGAAGGGGAGAUGCUUUCAACUCCCAGCAACACUUCUCACACCCCUGCCACCUUCACUUCCAGUGCAACAGGGGCUGCCGUCAUGCCGGCAGGCCAAACCCAGGGGCCUGGAGCCCCGGGGUCUGACGAUGCUUUUUUGAAGAAACCCAAGAAAGAACGAAAAGAGCGUGGGAGGGAGAACGGAAGAGAGGAAGUGACGAAGAAGAUGUCUAAGAAGAGGAAAGUGUCAGAAAGCGGGACGCGUAAGCUGGUUCAGCCCAUCCCACUGGACUCUUCUGGCAGGCCGGUUUUCCCCAUCAUACUGGGUGGACUAACUGUUUACAGCCUAGGAGAGAUCAUCACAGAUAGGGCUCACUUUCAUGAUGAAAAUGCCAUCUAUCCUGUGGGCUUCUGCAGCACACGAGUGUUUGCCAGUAUGAAGAACCCGGGGCAGCAGUGUCUCUAUACCUGCCAGAUAAAAGAUGGUGGCCAGGGACCACAGUUUGAGAUUGUGCCUGAAGAUGACCCACAGAAUGCCAUCGCGGCUUCAUCAGCUCAGAGCUGCCACACAGACCUGCUGAAAGCCAUCACUGCCAAGAGGGGCCUGCCCUUGACCAACAUCGUCCCGUCUGGUGCAGACUUCUUUGGUUUCUCUCACCCAACCAUUCAGAACCUGAUUCAGAGCUGCCCUGGAGCUCGCAAGUGCAGCAGUUAUAACUGGGUGCGGUUUGAAGUUUGCCGACCAAGUGAAGGACAGGCCACACACACAGUGUCUGAGGAGGAUGCGACAGUGAACUUCGAAGCUUUCCAACGCCUGCUGGGUUGCGAGGAAGGCUUGGCUAAUCAGAACCUUACUGGGGACCAGAGCGGUACAGUGCGUCCUGUACCAACCAGCGUUUCUUCUCAUCAGCACUUGCUGAGUUCAGCUUCUCUACAGACGACUCCAGCAAGCUCUCUGUCCAACACCUGAGGACGACGUCCUGCUGUGACGAACUCCGCUGUAUAUCAUAUUUCUCCGGUGUUUUAAAGUGGACAGAGUGUGUUUUGUUUGUUUAAACUCUGCUGUGGUCAUAGUGAUGGUGCUGUGCAGCUGCAGGAGUGAGGAACGCUGGCUCUUAGCGACAUCUUGUGGUCUUUGUGUUUCAUAAACUCCACAGAUCACAAAAAACUGGUGUUGUUACAUUGUAUACAUUUCUGUGAAGCUUAAAUUUGAGAGCCGUUUGCCCUCAAAAGUUACCAUUAAACAGAGCUUUUUUAAAAUAUGGGUUUUGUCAUUUUUGU
Colossoma macropomum (tambaqui) is the source of this 2192-nucleotide messenger RNA. It is a transcript of the gene fyrd1, whose product is annotated as transforming growth factor beta regulator 1. NCBI's taxonomy places the organism in Eukaryota, Metazoa, Chordata, Actinopteri, Characiformes, Serrasalmidae. The record is from RefSeq and is a predicted model, not a curated record. The coding region runs from base 247 to 1881 and encodes 544 amino acids. Gene Ontology annotation, cellular component: nucleus. Gene Ontology annotation, biological process: regulation of DNA-templated transcription; regulation of cell cycle. The transcript is spliced from 15 exons.